AUGUUGGGUUUAAUAUUCAAAGUAGUAAUAUUUAUUGUUGGUUAUGUUCUCCCUAUUGGAUUAUCAUUACAUGGCUGGAAAAAUAAAAAGUAUGAGAUGAUUGAAUAUUAUUUAAAAUAUGUUUAUUUUUUUGUUAUAUUUGAAAACUUAGUAACACCAUCUCUUGGUAGAGUAAUUUAUAGAAUUAGUUCUUUCUUAUGGUGUGUAUUACACUUAACUAUAUAUAUUAUUUUAAUAACACCAAAACUUAAUUAUUUAAAUACAAUAUAUGAUAAAAUCAGUAAAAUAAAUAAUCAAAAUAAUAUUGGAUUAUAUUGGAAUAAAUAUUUAGUUAAUCCAUUGAAUGAUAAAUUUAAUAAAAUUAUCAAGAAGUUAAAGACAUUAUAA
This is a messenger RNA of Plasmodium adleri (nom. inval.), 387 nucleotides long. RefSeq names its product conserved Plasmodium protein, unknown function. The transcript has a single exon. The record is from RefSeq and is a predicted model, not a curated record. The coding region runs from base 1 to 387 and encodes 128 amino acids. Lineage: Eukaryota; Apicomplexa; Aconoidasida; Haemosporida; Plasmodiidae.